Lemur catta (Ring-tailed lemur) is the source of this 6142-nucleotide messenger RNA. RefSeq names its product coiled-coil domain containing 141 (gene CCDC141). The transcript has 26 exons. Bases 515 to 5062 code for a protein of 1515 amino acids. Gene Ontology annotation, molecular function: protein binding. Lineage: Eukaryota; Metazoa; Chordata; Mammalia; Primates; Lemuridae. The record is from RefSeq and is a predicted model, not a curated record.
CCAGAACUUUUUUUUUUUAAAGUACAUUUUUUGGUGGUUUUCUUUGCAUGAGAGAAACUUCGAAAAUCUUGAAAAGAUUGAUAGUCAGGUCAAUGAUUUGCAGCUGGUUUCAAAGUCCCUGGUUGCAAGUGCGUAGUUUUAAUGGCAAAACUCGUUUGGGUUGUCAGGAUGUAAUUUUUUUUUUUCCAUUUGCUAUCAAACAUCAGCUGAUAGGGAAAGAGCUCAAAGCUGUCCUCCACAUUUAAGAUAAUGGCAAAAAUAACAGGCGCUUGGCGUUACCAUACUAGGGGUGUGGUGAUUCUCUCUCGUUCCACUCCGCUCUCUCUCCUGAUAAACUCAAUGGGGUUGUCUAUUUUUAACCUCCUGUUCUUUCCUUUUGGCGGAGUAAUCAUUGCAAGCUGAGCUCCUUCCCUGAAUGAAGCCAAGUAACCCCAGUGGUUGCCUUCUGAAAUGACCAGCAGAAACACAGCCAUACAGAGGCUGUCCAAAGUAUAAACUCUGCUUCUAAGGUACCAUGUCCAGCCAAGGAAGUCCUGGUGCAGAGUUUUCUACGACAACAGUCAGUUCAGUAGCUGUGCAGGCUGGGGACUCCAAAAUCAUUAUAGCUGUCAUAAAGUGUGGCAAAUGGGUACAACUUCAAUUGGCUGAAUCACAGCCCAAUCUUCUAGAAAUUGGUAGCAGUCAAGAUGAAACCAAAAAACUUCUUCACGAUCAUGAACUUCUUUUGGCCAAGCUCAAGGCUUUGGAAGAUCGAGUAUGGGAACUCUUGCAGGAAGCAGACAAGACAGCUGAAGAGAACCAGGAUCAGAGUCAGGUGUACGAAGCCAUGGCCAAGACUCUGGGUGAAGCAUGGGCUGCCCUGGUCUCCAUGCUUGAAAGAAGAAGGGAGCUCCUUAGGUUGACCUCUGAAUUUUUUGAAAAUGCCUUAGAGUUUGCUAUUAAAAUAGACCAAGCUGAAGAUUUUCUCCAGAAUACUCAUGAAUUUGAGAGUGCUGAGUCCUUAAAAUCACUUCUUCAGCUUCAUGAACAUCAUACUAAAGAACUCUUAGAACGAUCGCUAGCCCUUUUAAACAAAAGUCAACAACUCAUGGACUUCAUAGAAAAUUUCAAGUGUGGUGGACCUAAUGUCAAUCCCGAGUUGAUUCAGGGAGCUCACAGCAGCUGUCUGAAAAUCGACAGCCUUCUUGAACUUCUGCAGGACAGAAGAAGGCAACUAGACAAGUACCUGAAGCAACAGUGGCAAGAACUGGGUCAGGUUCUGCAGAUAUGUCAGUGGGACCAACAGGAAAACCAGGUUACUUGCUGGUUUCAGAAAACCAUCAGAGAUUUACAGGAGCAAAGUCUAGGUUCAUCUCUUUCAGACAACGAGGAGCUAAUUCGUAAGCAUGAGGAACUGAUAAUAAAAGCAAAGGAAUGGAACUCUGCCGUUGAGAAGCUGAAGAGUGAGGCACUGGGAAUCUUGCUGUCAAAGGACCAUGUGGAGAAAGAACAUCUACAACUCUCUACCCAGAAACUGAGUCGGCUUCAGAAAGAAUUUGGUCAACUCAUGGUGGAAAGGAAUACCUGGUUAAAAAAGGCGAACGAUUUUUUUAACAGUGCUAACAAGGCAUUUGAUGUACUUGGAGGAGUCGAAGCUUACCUUAAGCUCCUUAAAUCAGAGGGUUUAAGUCUGCCCGUCUUGGCAGUGAGGCACGCGGAAUUACACAGAGAAAUUAAAGACUGCACAGCUGAUGCUUUGCAAAAGGGACAAACCUUAACCAGCCAACUAGACUCCUGCAGCUCUCGGGUGACCGGCGUCCACGAGAUGAUGGGAUGCAUUAAGAGACGAGUGGAUGACCUGACCCAACAGUGUUCAGCGCACAAGGAGUUUGCUCUUAAGAAACAACAAUUAACAGCCGCAGUGGAGGGUUACCUAAGGAAGGUGGAAAUGUCAAUUCAGAAAAUCAGUCCAAUACUUUCUAAUGCAAUGGAUGUUGGUUCCAGCCUUUCUGAUUCAGAGAAGAUUUUAAAUGAAUAUCUGGACCUAGAUAUCCAAGUUAAGGAGACAUCACAUGAAUUAGAAGCAGCUGCAAAAAUCAUGACGGAGAAAAAUGAAUUUGAACCUGAUGAAGUGGCGUCACUUUCUUCUAAAAUUAAAUGGCUAGAGGAAGAAUUAAACAUAUUUGGCCAAAGCAUCAGCUCCAGGUCACGAGUGCUGCACACUUUUGUGGCAUUUCUAAAGUCAUCAGAGGAGGUAGAAGUGCAGUUUCAGAGCCUAAAGGAGUUUUAUCAAACUGAAAUCCCUCAGAAGGAAGAGGAUGAUACUAAAGCCAAGUAUUGUUCUGACUCAGCUGAGAAGCAAUGGCAGCUAUUUUUAAAGAAGAGUUUUUUAACUCAAGACCUAGGGCUUGAGUUCCUUUAUUUAAUAAAUAUGGCAAAAGAGAAUGAGAUAUUAAAUGUGAAAAGUGAGAUGCACAUUGUGGAGAACAUCUUGGAAAACCAGAAGGCAGAAAGGGAAGAACUCAGCCUCCUUCGGAUGGUGUGGCAACUUAAAGCCACUGAGGGCAAGCCUGUGAAACAGCAGUGGGGUGCAUUCAAGGAGCAACUUAAAAAGACUACUCACAACUUAAAACUUCUUCAGGAGGUCCUUAUGCCUGUGUGUGCUCUUGACCUUGGAGGGAGCCUCCAGACCAUUUUAGAUCUACGGAAAAAGUGGAACGAAAUGAAGCCUCAGUUCCAGCAACUGAAAGACGAGGUUCGGUAUAUUAUGAAAGAAUCAGAGGAGUUAAGUGUCAGAGGAGCCCCUGUGAAAGAGAAGUCUCAACAAUUGAAGGACCUUACUCACCUCCAUGAAAAACAGAAAGAGAGAAUCCAAGACUAUGAGGAUAUCCUGUACAAAGUGGUCCAGUUCCACCAAGUCAGGGAAGAGCUGGGACAGCUCAUCAAAUCAAGAGAUCCAGAGUUUCUAGAGCAGCUGAAGGAACUGGGUGAUGCUCAUGAGAUCCAGAUUCACCUCCGUCGCUCUCAGGAAAAGCAGGCACACGUGGACCAUCUCUACAAACUGGCCCUUUCCUUAGGAGUGGACAUCAUCUCAUCAGUGCAGCGGCCUAGCUGCUCUAACGUCUCUGCAAAGAACCUACAGCAGCAGCUGGAGACCCUUGAGGAGGACAGCCUGAACUGGCGCGCGGACGCCGGGGAAUGCGAACAGGCCCUGUCCCGCAGCUUGGAGUACUGUGCCACAAGGAACGAGAUAAACGAGCUCAAAGAGUCAUUCAAAGAUAUCAAAAAGAAAUUCAACAAUUUGAAGUUUAAUUACACUAAGAAAAAUGAAAAAGCACGGAAUCUGAAGGCUCUUAAAUAUCAAAUUCAACAAGUUGAUAUGUAUGCUGAAAAAAUGCAGGCUUUGAAAAGGAAAAUGGAAAAAGUUGAUAAUAAAACUUCUGAUUCUUCCCUGAAUUACCCAACUAGUAAAGUAAAUGUCCUUUUGGAAGCUAUAAAGGAUUUGCAAAAACACGUGGAUGACUUUGACAAAGUUGUGACAGAUUACAAGAAAACUCUGGACUUGACCGAGCAACUCCAGGAGGUGGUAGAAGAGUGUCACUUUUGGUAUGAAGAUGCAAGUGCCACAGUUGUAAGAGUUGGAAAAUAUUCAACGGAGUGCAAGACAAAGGAAGCUGUGAAAAUUCUCCACCAGCAGUUCAAUAAGUUUAUCGUACCUGCAGUGCCUCAGCAAGAAGAAAGGAUUCAGGAGGCCACUGACCUUGCUCAGCGCUUAUAUGGUUUGGAAGAAGGGCAGAAAUAUAUUGAGAAAAUAGUGGCAAAACACAAAGAGGUUCUUGAAUCCAUUACUGAAUUAUGUGCAUCUCUCACAGAGCUUGAAGAAAAACUGAAGCAGGGAGACGUUUUAAAGAUGAGCCCGCACUUGGAAGACUUCCGUGACAAUUGCAUUGACCUACUAAAGGAACAAACGAGAAAUAAGCAGACAAUAUUCAGUGAAGAAAGGAAUAAGGGGCAGGUGCAGGUGGCAAAUGUGCCCAUCGAUGGAACAGGGGAAGAUGGGCUUCCAGGGGACCAGCAGCAGCCGCCCACUGCCAAAGAGGGCAUUGUCCAGGGCCCACUCCUGCCUGAAGACAUGCUGUCAGAAUAUGAGUGUGUCUCACCUGAUGACAUCUCCUUGCCGCCACUCCCGGGAAGCCCUGAGUCCCCCCUUGCGCCGUCUGACAUGGAGGUGGAGGAGCCUCCCAGCUCCUCCCUCGGCCUUCUCAGAAGCAGCCACGGUGUGCAGGCAGCUGCCAGCAGUCCAGAGGCGGCCCAGGAAUCUGUUCUUCCACCACCUGUUGCUUUUGCUGAUGCAUGCAAUGACAAAAGAGAAACAUUUUCAAGCCAUUUUGAGAGGCCUUUCCCCCAAUUCAAAGCUGAGCCCCUAUUAGCCUCCGGAGGAUUUGUGGAAAAGAGUACUACUGCCUUGCACAAAAUCAGUGUGAGACAUCCAGAGAGCAUGCAGAGUGACGCGCAUGAGAGAGCUUUACCGCAGCACCCUCAGGCUCAGGGCCGUUUGCUAGAGACUCGGGAGGAAAUGCAUGCUGAUAAUAACUCCACUAAAACCCGGGCCAGGCUGCAUGCUUCCCCCAGUGUGUUCUCGGGCCUCAGGUUUCAAUCAAGCACCAGCCGGGGCUAUCAGAGUCAAAUGGUUCCCCAAGAAGAGAUUAAAAGCACAUCAGCAAGGAACAGCGUGGUCAGCAUAGCUGACCAGGCACCUCGUUUCUCCAGGCUCCUGUCUAACGUAACUGUUAUGGAAGGUUCUCCAGUGACUUUGGAAGUUGAAGUAACAGGAUUUCCAGAGCCUACACUGACAUGGUACAAGAAGGGCCAGAAACUGUUCCCAGAUGGGCACUUGCAGGUCUUACACAAGGAGACGAGGCACUCGGUGUUCAUUCCGAAGGUAUGCAAGGCAGACGCAGGCCUCUAUGUGGCUCGGGCCCAAAACUCUAGCGGCACUCUCUCUUCCAGUGUCGUCCUCCACGUGACAGGACAUGCAGAUGAAAGCUGGCAUCGGCACAGAGUUGUGAGACUACAUUCCUGAGUCUGAGGAUGUCACUGUAAAUAAUCACUCCUCAUGCUGAUCUGACGAGUUUGACAUUGGAGAACAGACGUGCCAUCAACGUUAGAUGGAGUUUCCAUCCUCCAUCAGCUCUGCAUGUCGUACAGCAAGAUGUGGUGGGCUGCAGGGGUGGACCAGCAUGAUCCCUGCCAUUCUGCUGAUGUGCUUUGGGCAGCCACGUAUACAACUGCAACCAGGUCCUUCUGCCUCUAACCUUGAUUCUGCCGCUGACCAUUGUUUCAGCCUGCAACAAGGCAUCUCAUUGCCUCAGUUUUCCACCUGGAAAAUGAGUUCAUCAUCUACCUCCUGGGCAAUUGAGAGUUUUCAUUUUGUGUCUUGUAAAGAUCUGGAAAAUGAAAAGCUCACUGUUGAGGGCUUAGGGUAAUUAUAUUGUUUAAUGUAAUUUGUCAUCACACUGGCCUCCUGCCCACGAUUUCUUUUUUUAGAUGCUGUUACUUUAGAAUAUUAAAUUAAAGGAGUGCUGUUAAUAUGUGAUUUCCAACUAUUCCCAUGGGGGAAAAUGAUGUUUUAUGAAUUGGAGCUUAAAUUCCUUUCUAAUUUCUUAAGAUUGCAUCCUUUCUAAAGACUUGAAAUUAAACUCAGGAGGAUACAUUUAGUAUGUUCUGGGUGUGGGGGAAGUGUGUAAUAAGAUGGUAUAAGAUGAAUUCUAUUUUUUUUAUAAUAUCACUGUAAUAUUAAAGAAUGUUUUAUGCCUUUCUAAAAUACAUUAUGCAGAAAAGAGCAUUUUUUUGCUUCCUUUUAAAAAUAAACAUGAAUAAGAGAGGUAUUUGUUUUUUAGAUUUUAAAUGUAGUCUUGUCAUGCUAGGGAAAAAUCUUUAGUUGAAAGAAUAAUUCAUUACAGAUUUUUGAUGAAGGGAAGGAAUUAAUUAUGUUGCUGAAAGACUGUCUGCAAAUAAUCAAAAUAUUUAAAUGUAAUAUAUUCAAGUUGAUAUUAAAAAGUUACUGAAUGUUAUCUGAAGAUGUGAAAUGUGUAGUUAAGUAAAAAGUUGGCAUAUUCUUUCUUGUGCUGCAUAUUGAAUUUAAUUAAAAAAAUUAAAUUUC